Messenger RNA from Echinops telfairi (small Madagascar hedgehog), 2395 nucleotides. It is a transcript of the gene ISM2, whose product is annotated as isthmin 2. The record is from RefSeq and is a predicted model, not a curated record. Bases 1 to 1452 code for a protein of 483 amino acids. NCBI's taxonomy places the organism in Eukaryota, Metazoa, Chordata, Mammalia, Afrosoricida, Tenrecidae. The transcript has 6 exons.
AUGCUCCGGGGCGCGCUGCUGCUGGCCGUGCUGCUGGCCGCCGGGCGCGGGCUCCCGCUGAGGACGCCGCGGGGCCCCGGAGCCCGGCCCCGCAGCCCCACCAGCCCGCCCGAGGUAUUGGCCUCCCCAGAUCCCGGGCCUCCCAAGAAAGAGAAGGAGACCCCGCUGCCCCCCCAAGCUGACCUCCAGGCAGGGUCUCCCCAACAUGGGCACCAGGUCCCCACUGAGCCAGCAUCCCAAGCCCCAGGCGAGGUCACUCCUCUGCGGGCCCUGGAGGGCACCUCCUUACUGCUGGAGCUGCAGAAGCUGCCGGGAUUGGCCAACACAGACUUGAGUGCCCCGAACCCCAACAUCCAGGUGACCAUCGAGGUGGUGGAGGACCCGCAGGCUGAGGUUGAGAUGGACCUGCGAGCAGAGUCCAGCACCCGCUGGGCCCAGGGCGCCCCCAGCUGGCUUCCUGCCAAGGAGAUCUUCUGGCCCCUCUUCUGGGGCCACUUGGAGGGCGAGGAGGGCAGAGCCCUGGAGGAGGACGGAGAGGAGGAAACGGAGGACUACCCUGCAGAAUACAGCGAGGGCGAGGACCAGGAGGGCAGCGAAGAGGAAGAAGACAAAGAUGAGGACGGGCCUGGGUUCAGUGGGGCCACAGGCGACUGGCACCAGGGCUGGCUGGGCCCCGGGGACUGGGCCUUCAAGGAGACGGACAGCUAUGACUAUGAAUCUCCCGAGGAGUGGAGCCCCUGGUCUCCCUGCAAUGGGAGCUGUGGCAAUGGCAGCCAGCGGAGGACCCGGCCCUGUGGCUAUGCCUGCACUGCCACCGAGUCCCGGGCCUGUGACCUGCCCCCCUGCCCUGGUGCGAAGGAAGAGAACGCAGCAGGUUUCCCCAGGGAGGGAUGGCAGCCCCUGGUCCACAAUGCUUCGGGCGUGCUUAGCCCAGAUGUGGACAGCUGUGAGAAGUGGCUGAACUGCAAGAGCGACUUCCUGGCCCAGUACCUAAGCCAGGUGCUGCGGGACCUGCCCAGCUGCCCAUGCGCCUACCCGCUGGAGGCCGAGUCCCGCUCCGUGAGCCUGCAGGACGAGCACCAGGGCCGCAGCUUCCAGUGGCGCGACGCCAGUGGGCCCCGUGAGCGCCUGGACGUGUACCGGCCCAUGGCCCGCUUCUGCCUGCGCUCCCUGCUCUCUGGGGAGAGCAGCACGCUGGCCGCCCAGCACUGCUGCUACGACCAGGGCAGCCGGCUGCUGACCCGCGGCAAGGGCGCCGGCACGCCCGCCCUGGUCAGCACCGACUUCUCCCCCGAGCUGCACUUCAAGGUGGACACGUUGCCCUGGGUCCUGUGCAAGGGCGACUGGAGCCGCUACCACGCCGUGCGGCCCCCCAACAACGGCCUGGCCUGCGCCGACAACCCGCCCGAGGAGGAGUACCUGGCGCAGCUGCAGGAGGUCAAGGAGUACUGAGGGAUGGGCUGCGGACCCACUCAAGACCUUUCCCUGCAGGCCCCCUGGGGGUCCAGCCCAGAUAGCCAUGGAAGACCUGGCAAUGCCCGGGGGCUGUCUGCCUGCUCGCUCCAGAUGGUCUCCUGUUAGAACUAGAAUGGGCAUCCUACCCCCAGAUACACUGCAUCAGAACCUACCGCCCAACAAGACCCCCAGCAGCCCUAAGAAAUGGCCUGGGCUGGGGAGAAGGAACUUGUUUCGGCCGGUGGUUCCCAGAGGUGCCCCGACAGGUGGGCGGGGCCUCCCUGACCCUGUGAACCCCUUAGCCUGACUCCGCUCAGCUGGGUUCAGGCAUGUCCGCCACCGCAGGACCUCACUCAGAUCUCAGCCCUGACAGCCAGCUGAGGGAGGGCCCUAGGGGAACAAAGGGCCAGUCUCACCCCAUCACAGCUGCCCUUUGCCAGGCCGACGCCAGCCCCGGUGACAACGUCCCUUCCUGAGGGGCUGUGGGUGUGCACAGCGGGAACCCCUAGCCCCUGCACCUUUCCGGUGGGGGGCAGCCGUCAGUGGGGCCUAAGGGUUAGAUGGGCCGAUUUGUUGGGGUGAGGCAGGCUCUCCCUGUGCAGCCAGCCUCUGCCCUGUCCAUUGCAAUGGGGUGGGCAGUGGGGAUUGGAACUGGAGACUAGCAGCCAGUCCCAGCAGCCAGGCUUGGGGUGGGCUCAGAACGCUGCCUUGCGUGCCUGUGUGGUACUGGUCAGCUGGCUCUCGGGAGGUGAAGAGGAGCCGUGAUCUUUAGCAUUGGAUGCUUCCCUUGAUGUAAAUGCUCCUGGCUUGGCCGUCACGCUGGCCAGAUGGGCCCCACGGCUCUCCCAACCCACUGUCUCCUGCCUUCCCUUCUGUGAUCUCGCCCCGAGACCGUAGCCCCCAAUGCCUCUGGGGUCCUCACAAGAAAGCACUUUGAGAA